Musca vetustissima is the source of this 1674-nucleotide messenger RNA. It is a transcript of the gene Wnt4, whose product is annotated as protein Wnt-4. Gene Ontology annotation, molecular function: cytokine activity; frizzled binding. The record is from RefSeq and is a predicted model, not a curated record. The transcript has 4 exons. Gene Ontology annotation, cellular component: extracellular region. NCBI's taxonomy places the organism in Eukaryota, Metazoa, Arthropoda, Insecta, Diptera, Muscidae. Gene Ontology annotation, biological process: multicellular organism development; neuron differentiation; cell fate commitment. The coding region runs from base 1 to 1650 and encodes 549 amino acids.
AUGCAUCUUUUGUGCUUCAUAACCAUGGCCAUGCUGGCCCUAUGGCAUUUACAACUCUCAACAUGUGAUGACAUUACGCUAACCCAACAAUCGACACAAACACAAUCUGGAGGCUUACAACAAUCGCAACAGAAUCCAAAUGGACCCGGUGUGAUGAGUUCAAAUACCCUAACGUCCGGACAAAAUAUAGGCUUAGUUAAUAGUAAUCAUCAGCAACAACAGCAGCAGCAACAACACCAUCAGCAACAGCAAACGCAUACAAAUCUUAAUCAGCUGGCCGGUAACAGCUCUCUUCUCAAUUCCCUUAUGAAUGCCAAUGGAAACGUAAAUGGUCUACAAGGCCUAUCACCAUCGUUAAGUGGCGUUCUAAGUUCCAUGGGUAGUGGCGGUAUUAUUGGCCACUCCGGUGGUAGCUCUAUGAGUUCUCAUGGUCUUGGUGGUGGCAUGGGUAUGGGUGGUGGUGGCGGCGGAGGAGGUAGCAGCGGUGGUCAUCAUGGCCAUGCCCUAGCCGGUUUGGCAAAUUUAGGUAUUAUUGUGCCAGGGCAUCGUCCGGGAAUUACUACCAGCGAUUCAGGAGGACGUUAUGGUCCGCCCUAUAUGGGUGCAGGCAACAUGGAUGGAAAUAGUAUGCAACAAGGCGGAAGCAGCAGUAGUCUUGGCGGUUCACAAUACUACGAACAGGAACAUUUCAUAUCGGAACACACGGUUAUGGCCGUCUUUACGUCACAAGGACAAGUGGGUGGUCCCUGCCGUUAUAUGCCAGCAACACGAAGACAAAAUCAUCAAUGCCGUAAAGAAUUCGGUUUACCCGAUACCAUACGUGAAGCUCGGCGACUGGCCACCACACACUGUGAAGAUCAGUUUCGUUAUGAUCGGUGGAAUUGUUCGAUUGAAAUACGUGGCAAACGGAACAUUUUCAAAAAACUCUAUAAGGAAACGGCAUUUGUACAUGCGUUAACAGCUGCAGCUAUGACACAUUCCAUAGCGCGUGCCUGUUCUGAGGGACGUAUGACCAAGUGUAGCUGUGGACCACGUAAACACAAUCGUCCGGAUCAGACAUUCGAAUGGGGUGGCUGUAAUGACAAUUUGAAACAUGGCAAGCGGGUGACACGUAGCUUUUUAGAUUUGCGCGGUGGAGAAAGUGAUGAGGUGACAGAGAUAUUACGACAUGAUUCUGAGGUCGGUAUUGAAGCUGUCUCCACAAUGAUGAAGGACAAAUGCAAAUGCCAUGGUGUUUCGGGUUCAUGCUCCAUGAAAACCUGUUGGAAAAAAUUGGCCGAUUUUAAUGCCACAGCCACUUUGCUAAGACAGAAAUACAAUCAGGCAAUACGAAAGGCACCCAACACACGCACAAUAAGAAGAGAGGCUACAUCGAGUCGUGGCAAAAAGCCCAAGCAACGAAGAAAGAAACAACAAUCGCAAUAUACCACCUUAUACUAUUUGGAGACAUCACCCACAUAUUGUUCCGUCACCAAGGAUCGCCAGUGUCUGAAUCAAGACAAUUGUGCGAAUCUUUGCUGUGGGCGUGGCUAUGUAACGCGCGUCUUCAAACAGGUGGAGAAAUGUCGUUGCCGCUUCAACAAUGGACGCUGCUGCCAAUUGAUUUGUGAUUAUUGUCAACGCUACGAGGACCGAUACUUUUGUAAAUAGAUUGAUUUUAGGUUUUAAAAUAAA